AAGAAAACACAAGGCAGCGGGUAGAGCGUUAUGUUUUCUGGCUCUGUUUUCGGUUAUGCGCUUACUCCAAUGCCAUCGCCUAUUUUCAAACUCUCAGGCGUGUGACACGUGUCUAUGUAUCCCCAUCAUUCCUAUUUCCUGUUCAUCAAUUGUGGAGUAAUUCAUGAACGAUAUUGAUUGCUCGGUGCAUUUUUUUCAAAUAUAUAGAUUUGAAAUCUCUCUCACAGUAACUCGUCAAACAAGUGUCGUAAAAAGAAAAGCAAGGAUUCGCCAUGUCUGGCCCAGGGGUACGGUUGCACAUCCAAGAUCACCAUGUGGUGAUGGACAAUGGCAUACUCCAAGUUACGUUAUCAAAUCCCGAUGGGAUUGUCACUGGGAUACGAUUUAAUGGUGUUGACAAUUUACUUGAAGUUCUCAACAAGGAGUCUAAUAGAGGGUACUGGGACCUUGUUUGGAGUGCACCAGGAAGCAAAGGAAUCUUUGAUGUGAUUAAAGGAACAUGUUUUAAAGUUAUAGUUCAAAACGAGGAACAGGUCGAGCUUUCAUUCACAAGAAUGUGGGAUCCUUCUCUUGAGGGAAAGUUUGUCCCCUUAAAUAUUGACAAAAGAUUCAUAAUGCUCCGAGGUUCAUCAGGCUUCUACUCUUACGGAAUUUAUGAGCACUUAAAUGGAUGGCCAGAUUUUGAUCUUAGUGAAACGAGGAUCACUUUCAAGCUUAGAAAAGACAAGUUUCAAUACAUGGCUAUGGCAGACAAUAGGCAAAGGAUUAUGCCUUUUCCAGAAGAUCGCUUGCCUGGAAGAUGCCAAACCUUGGGCUACUCAGAAGCUGUCCUACUAGUCAAUCCCAAGGAUCCACGAUUGAAAGGAGAGGUGGAUGACAAGUAUCAAUAUUCAUGUGAAAACAUACAUAAUCAAGUUCAUGGGUGGAUAUCUUUCAGUCCACCAGUGGGAUUCUGGCAGAUAACUCCUAGUGAUGAGUUUCGUUCUGGUGGACCUGUCAAACAGAAUUUGACCUCACAUGUAGGCCCCACAACACUUGCAAUGUUUCUUAGCGGUCACUAUGCGGGACAAGAUUUGGUGCCCAGAUUUAGAGGUGGUGAACCAUGGAAGAAGGUUUUUGGUCCUGUAUAUAUUUAUCUUAAUUCUGGAUCAACUGGUGACGACCCACUUUGGCUAUGGGAGGAUGCAAAAAUACAGAUGAUGAAUGAAGUUCAAAGUUGGCCAUAUGUUUUCCCAGCUUCAGAGGAUUUUUUAAAAUCAGAUCAACGGGGGAAUGUAAGUGGCAGAUUGCUUGUCUUAGACAGGUACAUCUGCACAGACUUAAUAUCAGCAAAUGGUGCUUAUGUUGGUCUGGCCCCACCCGGGGAUGCAGGGUCAUGGCAAAGAGAAUGCAAGGACUAUCAAUUCUGGACCAGAGCAGAUGAGAAUGGAUUUUUUACUAUUAGAAAUAUACGAGCAGGCGACUACAACCUUUUUGCUUGGGUACCUGGUUUUGUGGGGGACUACAGAUUUAAUGAUUUAAUGAGGAUAAUUUCAGGUUCUUAUAUGGAAUUGGGUGAACUUGUAUAUGAGCCUCCAAGGGAUGGUCCCACAUUGUGGGAAAUAGGUAUUCCUGAUAGAUCUGCUGCAGAAUUUUACGUUCCAGAUCCCAAUCCUCAAUAUAUUAAUAAGCUUUUUAUCAACCAUCCAGACAGGUUCAGGCAGUAUGGAUUAUGGGACCGGUAUACAGAAUUGUAUCCUGAUGCAGAUUUGGUAUACACAGUUGGUGUUAGUGACUAUACGAAGGAUUGGUUUUUUGCUCAGGCUCCCAGAAAAAGAGAGGAUAACACUCAUCAAGGAACAACUUGGCAAAUCAAGUUCGAAGUCAGUGGUGUGGUUCAGGGAAGUACAUACAAACUGAGAGUCGCACUUGCAUCUGCAACACUAGCUGAAUUGCAGAUUCGAGUAAACGAUCCCAAUUCAAGGCGACCCCUAUUUACCAGUGGAUUAAUAGGAAGGGACAACUCAAUUGCAAGACAUGGAAUACAUGGACUCUAUUGGCUAUACCAUGUGAAUAUACCAUGUUCUCUUCUUAUUGAUGGCACGAAUACUAUAUAUUUUACGCAACCAAGAUGCACCAGUCCCUUUCAGGGGCUCAUGUAUGAUUAUAUUCGUUUGGAAGGGCCACCUUGUUUCAAAGCAGAAACUUAAGUCAACCUUGGGAAAUAAAUGCAUUUUCAUCAUAUUGGAACGUAUUUGUCUGACCAUUGUAUACCUAUUAUUAUAUUUCCUUUUCUGUAGUUUAUAGAGUGUACAAAGGUUCUGGAAUACCUUUACACGUAAUAAAUUCAUAUUUAUGUU
Messenger RNA from Abrus precatorius (Indian licorice), 2339 nucleotides. Its product is annotated as rhamnogalacturonate lyase-like. The coding region runs from base 273 to 2189 and encodes 638 amino acids. Gene Ontology annotation, molecular function: catalytic activity; carbohydrate binding. Lineage: Eukaryota; Viridiplantae; Streptophyta; Magnoliopsida; Fabales; Fabaceae. The record is from RefSeq and is a predicted model, not a curated record. The transcript has 16 exons. Gene Ontology annotation, biological process: carbohydrate metabolic process.